AUGCGUCUUUUUGGAAUUCUCGCCGUCUUGGUGUCUCUUGCAUCAUGCUUCACCAACCCUAUCCGGCGGCCUACAGGCUCCGACCCGUUCAUCACUUGGUCCGGAGACGGGUACUAUUACCUGUUGACGACCACAUGGACCACAGUUGAGAUUGCUCGGGCCACGACCAUCGAUGGCCUGAAGUCGGCCUCGCGAAAGGUCAUUUACCAGUCCUCAGAGUCGUCGCGAUGCUGCAACGUCUGGGCGCCCGAGGUUCACUGGCUGGGCAACAGGUGGUAUGUCUACUUCACGGCGGGCAACGGUAACAACCUCGACGGGCAACGGAUGCACGUUCUGCGUGGAGGAACGACACCCUGGGACUCUUACACGUACGUCGGGAGGAUUGGCCCAGAUCAGUGGAACAUCGACGGGUCGAUCCUACGGACUAGCAACUUCGGGAAUUUCUUCGUCUCCAGCUGCUUCAACGGCGCAACGUACCAGUCCAUCUGCAUCCAAGCCCUCGGCAGCGACUACGUGUCGACGACCGGGUCGGUGUCCCUCAUCUCACAACCGACCCAAUCAUGGGAGAGGGUGUCGCAUCCAGUCAACGAGGGCCCGGCAGCCUUGUACUUUGGCGGCAAGACCUACCUUGCGUACUCGGCCUCGUACUGCUGGUCGGGGAGCUACUGCGUCGGCCUGCUGACAUGGGACGAGGUGACAAACCCGACGAACGCGGGCGCGUGGACCAAGAGCAGCGGAUGCGUGCUGAGCUCGGCCAACGGCAACUAUGGCACCGGGCACAACAGCUUCUUCCAGAGUCCCAACGGGCAAGAGACGUGGAUUGCGUUUCACGCUACGACCACGUCCGGCGGAGCCUGCGACGAUACUCGCUACACCAUGGUGCAGCCUCUCAGCGCCAACAGCAACGGGAGCCCCAACUUCGGAAGGCCUGCAUCCUUCUCGACAUCGUUCAACGAGCCGAGCAAAUGA
Molecule: messenger RNA, 969 nt
Organism: Clonostachys rhizophaga
Lineage: Eukaryota; Fungi; Ascomycota; Sordariomycetes; Hypocreales; Bionectriaceae
Source: the annotation of a GenBank genome assembly